Messenger RNA from Spodoptera litura, 2424 nucleotides. RefSeq lists its product as uncharacterized. The record is from RefSeq and is a predicted model, not a curated record. NCBI's taxonomy places the organism in Eukaryota, Metazoa, Arthropoda, Insecta, Lepidoptera, Noctuidae.
CCGCUGGUGAUACACACCACAGUGGACCUCUACAUUACUGCAUGUAUUUGGCCUGAGUCACACGUGUGCACCCGAAUAAUUAUUAUUCGUUGAACUCACGCCACCCCACUCACUGCGUGUACGCUUACAGAAAAAAGUGCACGCUUUAUAUUUAAUAAAAAUUGCAAAUAUUAAUCAUCGGCACGCAAACCCUUGGUAUUGGUAGUGCGUUGUUAGCGCGGCGCAUGCGCUAGACAGUUCAGUGGCGACCAGUUUUAAAUUUAGAUUCGUGUCGCCGGAAUUUCGCUGGCCUAUUUAGACACCGCAAACGGCAGAUUUUAACUGAAUUCAAAGGUGCAAUUGUUAUUGAUGUUCAUUUAAAUUAUUCGAGUCAGUGAUUUAUCAGUGAUGGUUUGAUGUGAAGUGAAGUGAGAUCUGUCAUCGUACUGCGUGCACGCGUGGUUAUGAGGACACAUUGCUGACUGUACUACACCAACAUGUUCGGGAGAACAAUCCUAGUGUUGUUGUUGUUGUGGACACAAGAUGCAGUUAGGAGUUUGCGUCUCGUGGAACUCCGUGUACCGACACACGAGCCAGAAGGUGGUAUGGCUCUUCUUGGCUGCCAGUACGACCUAGAAGGGGACACUUUGUAUUCUGUCAAAUGGUACAAAGAUGGACGCGAGUUCUACCGCUUUGUGCCUAAAAAUGAUCCUCCUGUGUAUUACUUCCAAACACCUGGAGUAAACGUUGAUAUAGGACGUUCUUCAAACACUGUGGUGGCGCUAGUGAACCUCACACAGGAGUCUGCAGGACAUUACCGCUGCGAAGUGUCCGGAGAAGCACCCUCAUUUGCCACAGUAUACAGACAAAAAUACAUUAACAUACACUUGCUUCCAAAAGGUGGACCCCGAGUAAUUGGUCUCAAAGAGCAGUACAAUUUGGAUGAUCUGGUUGUGGCAAACUGUACGCUGCCACCUUCUCGUCCAAAGGCGCAUUUAAAAUGGCUCGUCAACGACAAGCCUGCUCCCUCUUCCUACAUUCUGGGACCCUGGUACCGAGUGUCGGCUGAACGACCUGAUGCUGCUGAAACUUUUCUGCAGCUGAGUUUUUUCGCAACCACUUCUGAUUUUGUUAAUGGUGCCAUCAAAUUAAAAUGCCAAGCUACGAUUGCACCUCUCUACCAAAGAGAGACGGAGUCCACCCAUUAUAUAUCUCUACCUUUUUCUAUGGCUGCUCAUCCACCUGAGGCAAAGGAGAUCAGAGACAUCGCCUCGUCGGUGGAAAAUACGUUAGCAACUAUAAUUGUACCAAUUAUGAUCUUAAUAUUAAUGUAAUAGUACCGUGAUAUCACAAUUAAGUGUAGGUGGUCAGAAAUGUGUACGAAAAAGUUUUAUAUUAUUUGUUUGACAAAUCUUCUACGGAUCACGUUUCGAAUGUUUCGUGGAGAGACGUGGUGAAUACAAUGUAGGACGUUUUAGAUACGGUUAAACAAUUCUUUGGAAGUUCACACAACUUGAACAUCAGGAAACGUACAUGUUGGGUAGCUAUACAUGUAUGCACAUGUACAUGUCUACGACCAACUAACUAGGGAAGUUGGUCCUACUACGCAGCAAAGCGCUUGCAAUCUUGAAUAGUUUCGUUUCGGAACCUUACAAUUAUACUACCUUCGAAAGUUACGCAUUAUACUGAGAAGAAUUUCUCUAUAGCAUUUCAAUGAACUGUAGCCAUAAUAAGGAGAGCUUUAGCGAUACAUUAGCAUUUUAAUUUUUACUGAAAUUUCCACCUUAAGUAAUAAGUACACAAUAAAAAAAAUGCACACCAUUUAAAUAUGCUUACUACUUUUUUUUUUUUGUUUGCUUCACCAAAAUAAAUUGGAGUUGGCAAUCAACUAUAGCAUUGUUAUCGAUAUUCUUAAAGGAUACCUUUAAUGCCAAUAUGUUCACAGAAUCAAAAGAAAACUAGCAUAUUUUGUUAGAUAAAAAGUGCAGCAAAACAAACCUCACUAUGAAGUUUCAUAAAAUAUCGUUUUACUAUAUCUGUGGUUCUUGCAGACCUAUAUGCCUAGGUUAUUUUUUCUCAAUUGCCGUAUCAAGUGCGGUUGUAGCUAGAAAGACAAAUUGCGGGCUUGGUGUUUUUUAUUUUAUUUCUUUCCCAAUAAAAAGUAGUAGCCUAGCAAAACAAUUUUCGACCUCUUAAUUGAAAUGCACUUUUCGCUGGCGAAAAAUCUUUCACUAUAUUUCUACGUUGCUGCUUUUAAUAAAAUACAAGUUUUGGUUUGGUUUUACUUGGGUAAAAUCUACAUAAAUGAAAUCUUUAUCAUUAUUCAGAUUCUGUGUUUUUGUGUCAGUGAACUUCACCUAAACUGCUGAACCGAUAAGGAUGAAAUAAUGUAGUAUGCCUAUUUUUAAGAUGAUUUGAGAGCUCCAUGCUUAGUUGCUUAGUAAG